This is a messenger RNA of Belonocnema kinseyi, 1074 nucleotides long. RefSeq lists its product as uncharacterized. Lineage: Eukaryota; Metazoa; Arthropoda; Insecta; Hymenoptera; Cynipidae. The transcript has 2 exons. Bases 1 to 1074 code for a protein of 357 amino acids. The record is from RefSeq and is a predicted model, not a curated record.
AUGGCUUGUAUGACUCAAGAUAGUAAUAAUCAACCCAACGCCCACUCAAGCGAUAAUAGUUCUAACAUUGAGAAGAAAGCUCUUAGAUUACUCUUUUGGAAUGCUAGAAGUAUUGUCAAUAUUAUAACAGAGGCUAUUGUAAACAAUACUCCCAAGAAAAAAAUCGUUAAUAAUAAAUUCCAUCGCAAUCCAGUAAUGUGGUGGGAUUCGGAAUGUGAUAAGUUCCAAAGAUUACGGACUGCUGCCUUCAAGCGCUGGCGUUUUACUAAAACCCUAGAAGACUUUAUUUUAUACAAAAAAACCUGUGCUCAAGCCACAAAACUUUUCAAGAAGAAAAGAAGGACACAUUACAGGUCUUUUGCCAGUAAAAUAAAUUUCAGAACCAGCAACAGCUACGUUUGGAACACUAGCAAAAUAUUGAAAAAUAAAUGGUCUAAAGUAAAACCAGAUCAUGUCUCCGAAAAUUUUCAGACUAAAGAUAAAAUUGAAAUAGCUCUUAAUAAAUUAUGCCCUGAUUGGGCUAUUCCGAAUCCCAACACGUUACCCACUUGUGGUCACAAUGACUUUCUGAGUGAAUCUUUCAGUUUUACUGAGUUCAAUGUUGCCCUUGAAUAUAAAAAUACUCAAGCCAGUCCCGGUAUGGACGGAGUGGAUUUUGAAAUAAUUCAGUGUUUACCGUUAAAAUACAAACUUAUCCUGCUAGACAUUUACAACGAAAUGUAUAAAACUGAAAAUUAUCCAGAUAGCUGGAAAAACACUUACAUACAUUUUAUUACGAAACCCGAUGGAAAAAGUGUUAGACCGAUAGCUCUCACGUCGUGUAUGUGUAAACUGUUCGAAUCAAUGCUUAAAAAUAGAAUGCAAUGGUGGGUUGAAUACCGUAACAUCCUCCCCAACAGUCAGCCCGAAUUUCGAAAAGGGCAAAGCACUACCGAUAAUCUUACAAAUUUUCUUGUAUAUGCUGAAGAAGCUUUUGCCAAUAAGAACAGCGUUAUUGCCGCUUUUUUAGAUGUUACUGGCGCAUUUGAUAAAGUAUUAAUUGACAUUCUCCUACAAAAGCUAGCAAAUAUCUGA